Rhineura floridana is the source of this 2127-nucleotide messenger RNA. RefSeq names its product CD5 molecule (gene CD5). The transcript is spliced from 10 exons. NCBI's taxonomy places the organism in Eukaryota, Metazoa, Chordata, Lepidosauria, Squamata, Rhineuridae. Gene Ontology annotation, biological process: T cell costimulation. The record is from RefSeq and is a predicted model, not a curated record. Gene Ontology annotation, cellular component: plasma membrane. The coding region runs from base 23 to 1177 and encodes 384 amino acids.
AGUGCUGCCUGUAUAUGGUCGGAUGAGGAGGAACGUGCAGAUGAAAUUCAAGCAUCUUCUAGCCUUUGUCCCAUUGACGUUGGUGGGGAUGUGGGUUGUCACUUGUGAUGGUGGACAAAGUGAGAGCCCUGAAGAAUGGAAUGUGAGGCUCAGCGGUACUGGCUCCAGAUGUUCUGGGUGGCUGGAGAUCUAUCACAUAGGCAAACAGAAGAGAAUUUGUACUGAUCAUUGGACACGGCAGAAUGCAGAACUUGCCUGUAAACAGCUUGGUUGUGGCUUCCCCUUUGGAAUGCUGGAACCAUAUCCCAAACAACCAGAGAAGCAAGAGACUCACAUAUUGGACUGCAAGGGGAAUGAGACAGCCCUGGAGGACUGCGUAUGGCAAGAAUCCAACUGUACAUCCCAUGUGGCCUUGGUUUGUCAAGAUCCCAUGGAAAUCUCCACAGCAUCAGAUCCGACGACAGUGCCAUUGGUGACCUUCUCAAAGUCCACUGAUGCUCCAAGGAUAAGGCUAGAAGAUGGGACCACGUUAUGUUCUAGGGCCGUGGAGCCGAACUUUGGAGAACAUUGGGAAAUGGUUUGCCUGAAUAUGCAAAGAUGGUGGAGUAGGCUAGUACCCAGGGAUUGCCAAGGAGCAGACUGUGAAGCUGCAGUAGGACUUAAGGAUCUGGAGAGGAAGAAUUCUUUGCCUGUCCACUGGUCGAAGGUGCAGUGUGAGCAAAAGCACCUUAGCUUGGACUGUCUGAGCAUGACCAAGGAGUGCUUGAAUAUAACCAUGCUUAAAUGCUCAGACCAAAUUUCCAAGCCCAGGGUGUCGAAUACAGAGACCGUCUUAGGAAUCCUGUUAGGUCUUAUCCUCACGGCAGUCCUUCUGGUUAUCUGUGUUCCCCCAACUUAUAAAAAACUGGUGAACAAAUAUUCCAAAAAAAGGCAGCACCAGUGGAUUGGCCCAAGUGGAAUGAACCAAAAUGUUUCAUUCCAUCGCAACAGUUCUAUUGCCUUCCAGCCACAUCCUGAAAACCACAAAAUCCAGGAAGAGAAUAACUAUCCAGCCCUCAAGAAAAACUCUUCUCUCUCACCCUAUGCAGCUCUGGAAGGAGCAACCAACAGAUCUUCCAACCCUACAGACAACUCUUCCGACAGCGAUUAUGACUUAUGUUCUGCUCAACAAGUGUGAAAUUUGACAGGUACAGAGAGAAUCCAAUACAAGGAAUAACUGAAGGAGGGAUCAAGCCAACUGAAAAAUGCCCCCCCACUGGUCACUGUGAAAUACCAUUGGCAUCCUCCCUGCAACCAUACUUUAUCUACCUUCAUAGAAAUGUGAUGGCAAAACCAGCGUACCUCCUUUUAAAUGCACUGACAGGAAUUAGGAUCUCUAUCUCCAAUCACCCAGUGCGCUAUUGUUCUAAGUCCAAAUCUCAAGUGGUGGCAUUCUGUUGAAUCUGUUUGAGGGCCUAUAAAAAUGUCCUUUGGGCUUCAGGUGUAGUACAGCUUUUGCCAACUUUAUGCCCUCCAGAUGUUUUGGACUACAAUGCCCAUCAACCCCAGCCAGGAUGGGUGUUUUUAAGAUGUUUUAAACUGUUUUAGUGUUUUUGUUUGCCAUUCUGGGCUGCUGCUGGGAGGGUGGGAUAUAAAUUUAAUGAAUGAAUGAAGUUGGCAGAGACUGCUUUAGUAGUACACUAGUGGAUAUCUGUAUCUCCAAGUGACAACCAUUACAAAAUGAGGACUGCUGUCCAAAAGAAUGCUAAGGUCCCUGGCAAGCACUGACUGAGAAGGAUUUCUAACAAUGGCAAGUAAAGCUUCAGGAGAGUUCAGCAUAUGUUCAGUAGCCAUACCAUGUGUGGCCUUGCUCAGUUGGCUGGGUAACCUGACUUUCUUAGUUAGACAGGAAAGUAAAAUUUAAAAAGCAAGGAAAACUGUCAUUAUUGAACAAACCAGGACUACUUUUUUAUGUUUCCAAGCAUAAGAGCUUAUACCAGUAUCCAAUGUCCUACUGACAAAACUAGAAUGUUUAUCAGUUAUAGUUGUGUUGUAAUUGAGCAAAUAUAGGAGCAGGUUGUAGCGGGUUUUAAACAAUCAUUACCGCUUUGUUUUGUAUCCAAGUACAUCUGUAAUUUAAUUUGUAAA